Messenger RNA from Beta vulgaris subsp. vulgaris (sugar beet), 1901 nucleotides. RefSeq names its product putative kinase-like protein TMKL1. Gene Ontology annotation, molecular function: protein kinase activity; ATP binding. The transcript is spliced from 2 exons. The record is from RefSeq and is a predicted model, not a curated record. Lineage: Eukaryota; Viridiplantae; Streptophyta; Magnoliopsida; Caryophyllales; Amaranthaceae. Gene Ontology annotation, biological process: protein phosphorylation. The coding region runs from base 230 to 1339 and encodes 369 amino acids.
UGACCAUGCCAACAAUAUAUCUGUCCCUACUCCCAGAUCGUUACAACCUUUUUCCACCUUUAUGGCCUACUCAAAAACCCUCCCCCACAUUCUUCAAAAUGUGAUUUAGCAACAACACAACAUACAUACAUACAUACAUGAGAUGGAGAUGACCCCUCCAAACUUCAAGCACUAAUCUUUUUUUUUUUGUUCUCUCUCUCUCUCCUCUCUUCUUUCUCUAUCAGAAAAAAUGGAACAUACCCAAAUGCUGAAAUACCUUUUUCUACUCAUCCCAUUUUCAAUCAUCAUCUCCAUUUUGUUAUUAUACUUAUACAAAAGAAAAAACACAGAAAAUGAGAAAGAAAGGAGUAAAUCAGCAGCUGACCCAGAAUUAGGUAACAUGAUUAAAAGUGAAGUAAAUGAAGAAUUGAUGUGUUUUGAAGGAGGUGAAGAUCUGACAAUUCCUGACAUUUUAGAUGCACCUGGUGAAGUUAUUGGAAAAUCAAGUUAUGGUACAUUGUACAAGGCUAAUUUAUCAAGAAAUAACUCAAUUUUAUUGCUUAGAUUUUUGAGACCUGCUUGUAGUGGGACCAUUAAAGAAGUGAUUCCUGUAGUGCAUGCUAUUGGGUUGGUUAGGCAUUCUAAUUUGGUCCCUUUAAAAGCUUAUUAUAUGGGUCCCAGAGGAGAGAAGUUAAUGGUUCACCCAUUUUAUGUUCAUGGAAAUUUAGCUCAUUUUAUUAAAGAUGGCAAUAAUGAGUCCCACAAAUGGGAUGUGAUUUAUCAUAUCGCCCUCGGUUUAGUAAAGGGAUUGGCUUAUCUUCACACAGGAUUGCACAAACCCAUAAUACAUGGCAAUCUCAAGUCUAAAAAUGUAUUAUUGGGUUCAGAUUUUCAGCCAUAUAUAUCAGAUUAUGGUCUACAUCUACUACUGAACCCAACUACAGGGCAAGAAAUGCUCGAGACAUCUGCAGCUCAGGGCUACAAGGCUCCCGAGCUGAUGAAAAUGAAGGAUGUAAGUGAAAGUACUGAUAUAUACAGUCUUGGAAUACUCUUACUAGAACUGCUAACCGGUAGAGAACCCAUUAGUGCAAAUUCCUCGGACUCUGAGGAAAUUUACUUGCCAAAUGUUAUCCGGAGAGCAAUUUUGGAUCAUCGAAUCAAGGAUAUGUAUCAUCCUGACAUUGUAAGUAAUCAAAGUGGAAGACAACAGCUCAGAACAGAAGAUCGCGCCUUGAAGUUAGUUCAGCUCGCAAUGUCUUGCUGUUCUCCAUCACCUUCUCUUAGACCACAAGCUAGUGAAGUUGUAAGAAAGGUUGAGGAAAUUGGCAAGGAACAAACUUUACAACGCAAAAGAACUUAAACAUUUGUUUUUUUUGGUGUAUAUGAUUGAUGAAUGAUAAUUAGGCUAAAGCUCAGAUUAUGGGUAAUUCUUUCAUUGCCUUAGAAGGCAUGGGACAGGGACAACACAGAUCUUGCUAGUUUCAAAAUUUUGUGACCACUUUCUGAACAAAGUUGAAAGUUUGAGUCAGAAUGCAAAGGAAAAAAAAAGGCAUUGGAAUUUGUGCACAGGCUGCUGGAUUUGCUAAGAUUUAUUUAAUUGCCAAGGAUCAGGGAAACAUGGGUUGCUGGAUAUUUUUGGGACCCUCAGAAUGAUUUUCUUGUCUGGAAAUUACCGCAGGAUAUGGUAAAAGGGGGAGUUUUAACAAGAUGAUGAAGAUUAAUGAUGAUGAUGCUAAACAGAAUGAUUUUUUUACCCUUAUGUUUCUUUUUUUUGGGCGGGUAUAAUUUUUUUGUGGAUAUAUACUCAACUAGAAAAAGCUAGAAAUUUGUCUCCGAAAGUGUUUUUCUUGUACUUCAAUAGUUCAAUGUAAGCACGGGGAAUUUUCAAAAAUUGUUAACUCAUGGAAAAAUUGACACUAUCA